UCAAACCACAUUCACUUCCUUGGGAUGGUGGAGAGACUGGGCAAUAAGCCAACUCUCGCCUGGGACCAGCAAUAGUAUCGACUUGCCCACCACUCUAGAGAGGGUCAGAUUGGUUGGCAGGGUCCCUCGAUCGCAGCGUACGAAAGACCAACAUGGUCAUUCAUCCUCCCGACCCUCUUAAUCUCCCCCUCCAUCCCUUCAUCUACCAAAGACGAGGAUGGAAAAUUCCCCAGAGGCCCAAAGACAUAGACCUAACGCAGAAGAAGAGUCUCUACACAGCCGCAUUGCGUUCGCAAUAAUCCCAUCGUAUUACCAUGUUUUCCAUAGAUUAGCAGUGCCACGCCAUCCUACUCAGGCUGAAGCUUCGCCGGAUAUUCCGCGUGUUCCCAAGCUGUCAGCAUCAGGUGUGCUGCAAGUAUAGCAUGAAUGUUAAUUGUGGAAUGUUUCUAGAUACCCGGGGCUCUGGGUUGGUAGUGUAAGAAAGGCCGUCUGUGAUUGGUGGGCUGCCUGGGUGGAGUAUGAAACAUUCUAUGGGGUAGGCGACCACACCCUUGCAAGGAAGGGAAUGUUACAGAUCCUGAUUGCGUGUUUAUGCGUUACUUGUUAGGCUGAAUCAGUGCGUUGGGUGUAAAAAUAGUGUUCCAUUCUUCGAUUGAUGGAGGAUGCGCAAGUGGAAGGAUCAGGAGAGGAAAGAAGCCAGGUGAGGAAGUAUUUCAAUGAAUUUGCUUGCACUGUUUCAAAUAGCAAAAACUCUGCUUUUCAUUCCUUUCGUUUCAUACGCCCUCUAUUUUUCCUUUCGUCGAAAUCCCGUCUUGCUUUGGUAAAUACAUAUGUACAUUCGUUGAUCUCUACGGCACAUACCACUGCCAUAUUCGCUCUCUUUACUACAAUCCACAUUCAUUACAAAGACACCAUGACGGAGUUAACCAACGUCCCCGGUUUUGCUCCUUACGAUCAGGAUACCGCUCUUUCCAUCCCCCCUCCUGUCGAUAUCGACAUAGCCAAACGAGAUUCAAUUGAAGACACAAAUCCACACAGCAGAGACUCAGGUGUCUUCUUCAACACAGAAGAUGUACCUCGCACGCCUUCAUCACGACUAUCGGCCGCGUCAAUAAAAUCCUCGCUGUCGAUCAAAUCUCCACAGCUGUACCAAAGCGACUCGUCUACUCGUCGCCUGUGUAGACCCGCCGAGAUGAACCUAGGCACUACACCCAACUCUAAAAGACCGAAAUCUGAACUGGAGCUGCGAUUUGAUCUGAUCCGUAAUUCACAAAGCCAGAGCAAAGCGGCUCUUCGCUCGCCUACGCAGCUGCUUAAUGACCGCCUGAAUAUGUCGCCGAAGAAAGCCGGUCUUGAGCGUGUACGUGUCUUUACCCCGCCAAAGCCAAUGCUGAACGGGUGCAUUCUGCCUGGCCCGACAGCACAAAUGGAAGCUUUCAAGGGCUGGUCGGUGCGAGGACACACAGAAAAGAGCAACAGACCCACGUGGUGGUGCAAGUACGAUAAGGUGGUCGUAUUCGAUGGCGCGGAGGAAGUUGAAGGAGAAGAGGUGAAAUUCAAGGUUCGCACGAGCAAGGGAUUGACUAUCGCGCGGCGACGCGGCGAUACUGAGACUGUGGUGAUUCCUAUGAAUUGCAACCAUUGCCAGGAAAUGCUGAACAGAAGUGAAUGGAAGUAUGAUGUGCAGGUCUGCAAGAGAACUGUAUGCUGGGAUUGUAAAGAAAGGUGUAAAUGGGAGCUAGAGCAAGAGAAGAACACAGAGGAAAGCAAGAGUCAGGGUGAUGAUAAGACAGAGGUGAACAGAACAAGAGCUGACAGUGUGCUUGAAGAUGAGCCAGUACAGGAAGAUUUGAUGACCAAGAUUGGAAUCAUGUCUCCACCAAAGACACCGAUUGGGAAUGUUGGGGGCAUCGAAGAGAGAAUGGGGCAGGUAGAAUCGAUAUAA
Molecule: messenger RNA, 1945 nt
Organism: Periconia digitata
Lineage: Eukaryota; Fungi; Ascomycota; Dothideomycetes; Pleosporales; Periconiaceae
Source: the annotation of a GenBank genome assembly